Messenger RNA from Phyllopteryx taeniolatus (common seadragon), 2220 nucleotides. RefSeq names its product glucosaminyl (N-acetyl) transferase 3, mucin type (gene gcnt3). NCBI's taxonomy places the organism in Eukaryota, Metazoa, Chordata, Actinopteri, Syngnathiformes, Syngnathidae. Bases 11 to 1585 code for a protein of 524 amino acids. Gene Ontology annotation, cellular component: membrane. The record is from RefSeq and is a predicted model, not a curated record. Gene Ontology annotation, molecular function: acetylglucosaminyltransferase activity. The transcript has a single exon.
AUAUCACCUAAUGGGUGAGCAGGCUCUGGUGAUGUGUCGACUUUGUCAAGUAAGACACACCUCCUUACUGGACUUAACAUUUCGUAGUCAAGUAAUAAAUACACUGUGGCCUCUCCCAUUGUUUCAAUCUGAGAAAUCAGUGGCAUCCUUUGCUUCUGCAAUGAAGCUCUCCAACAAGAAAAGGAUUUUGGCCAAGUUCUUCAAAGGUCGAUGGCUUCUGAGAAUCCUGUCCCUCAUCCUUCUGAGUGUUUUUGUUUCACUUGUCCAUUGGAAAGCAGACUCUGAUCCCAGGAUACCGCAGCAAAUUGCAGCCGACCUGCCCGCCUGCUCUGCUAUUAUCACGGGAGACUUGGCAGGCCGUGAAACUGACUUGGAAGUCCUUCUAUCAUCCAGGACAAGACAAGUUCUGCUAUCAGAGGACUUCUACCUUAACGCAACCCAGGAUUGUCAAGUUUAUCGUACACACAGAGGCUUCUUUACAGUUCCUCUGAGUAAAGAAGAGAAGGAUUUUCCCAUCGCGUACACUAUGGUGAUCCACGGACAGAUUGAGAUGUUCGAGCGUCUCCUACGUGCCGUUUACGCACCUCAGAACAUCUACUGCGUGCAUGUGGACCGAAAAUCCACAGUGGAAUUCCAUAAGGCCGUGGAUGCCAUUGUUUCCUGCUUUGAGAACGUAUUCAUAGCUGGGAAAUUAGAGAGCGUUGUUUACGCCUCAUGGUCUCGAGUGCAGGCCGAUUUGAACUGCAUGGUGAGUUUGUUGGGGUCCCAUGUCCGGUGGAGAUACCUGCUGAACACAUGCGGGACGGAUUUUCCUAUUAAGACCAACAGGGAGAUAGUGCGAGCUUUGAAGGUUCUCAAUGGAAGGAACAGCAUGGAAACAGAAGCCACCAAUGACUACAAGAAGCAACGUUGGCAGUAUCACUACAACGUCACAGACUCCAUCGUCAGGACCGACGUGAAGAAAAGCCCCCCUCCCAUUAGAAGCCCCAUGUUCACUGGGAAUGCGUACUUUGUGGCCAGCAGGGCCUUCGUGGAACAUGUGACACAGGACUGGGAGGUUCUGGCGUUGCUGGAGUGGGAGAAGGACACCUACAGCCCAGACGAGCACUUGUGGGCCACUUUACAGCGGAUGCCCUCUGUGCCCGGAUCGGUCCCUGCUAACGGCAAGUACGACAUGUCGGACAUGCAAGCGAUCGCCCGCGUGGUCAAGUGGAGCUAUUUGUCAGGAGAUGUGAGGAAAGGGGCGCCAUACGAGCCGUGCACAGGGAUGAAUAGAAGAGCAGUUUGUGUAUAUGGAGCUGGAGACCUGCCGUGGCUCGUGAGGCAACAUCACCUCCUGGCUAAUAAGUUUGAUCCCAUGGUGGAUGACAUUGCAAUUAGAUGCCUGGAGUCGUUUCUGUAUUUUAAAGCUUUAGAUCAGGGGUUAAUACAGGGUGUCCCCCAAAAUUCGACAUCUCACCUGUGCUCUGAGAUACGAGUUGAAUUUGUUCCGUGGCCAUCCUCGUAUCUCAAAUCAUCUUUUCCCUUUGAAAUGGAUGGAAAUGCCAUGAAUCCGUUCCAGCCUCCCGCAACCCAAGAAAAAUAAAAUAAAGUGUUUUUUAAUAGGGAAAAUAGCUCUGGUACUGGUGAUACUUUAUAAUAAUGAUUCGAUAGACUGAAAAGAAUCAAACCAUUUGUGGAUCAAGAACUCAUCGUGGCUCCUGGUGUGGGCUAGGUGCUAUUCAAUAUCCCUUCUAAUAACUUUAUUUUUAUAGCACCUUUCAAAAAUUUGUUCCCAAAGCACUUUGGUGUUUAGCAUUGAUUGUUAGCAUUCAGCUAAGCAGACAUUUUUCUACAGCAAAAGUUAUGUGGUUGUUUUAAUUAGACAACAUGCAGUUCUCUUUGUUUAGUUGGACAGCAAACUCCAACUGAGUGGCAAUAAACAGCUUGAAGCCUCUUUUUGAAAGAAUUGUUCACUAUCUGCCAAACUACUGUUUGUAGUUAAGUGAAUUAAGUUCAGUGCCACAAUACAGCACUCAUAUCUCAAAUGUUUGCUCACAAGGCAAAGCAAUAAAUUGGCCGAACGAGAACUCAUAUCUCGAAUAACUUUUAGGCUGGUAAAAGAUUACGAAAUUGUGUCACAUUUUGGGGGACACCUUGACUGUACGUCACAGGCCCAAACUUUACACUGAUUCAGAUUCAAUACAUUGGCCAAUGCAAAGAUAAUGCACACUCCUGACC